CGACCCAGGCUGCGGUCAAUUGUGCAAGAUCGUUCGAGUGAAGCGGGUCGCUUUCGUUCCUAGUGCUCUGGUGCUGCUGACUGGUGGACUUUGUGAACAGAAGCUUUUGGGUUGUAUUGAUCGAGACAGAACGUACCUGACCGAGUUGGUGAUACUUUGGCGUGUACAGUGUUUGGCGUGCGGUUUGGUUUCGGUGUCCCAGCGAACGAGAGUGUGCAUUUUUCGGGGUUGUACAACAGCCGCCUGUGUGAAACGGAACGAAAGCGGCAGCGUGCAAGAUCUGUGAUUUUUUUUGUUUGUGAACAACAAUUCCAGUGCGAUCAUAUACGCCAAAUUCAAACGAAACAUGAAGUCCAUCAUUUUGUGUCUGGUGUUUGUGCUGGCGUACGCAGGAGGUCAACGUAUCACCACCAUCCAGCUGGACGGUGUGCAGUACUUCAUCAGCCGGAUGAACCCGUACUCGCCGGAGUUGAACUACUUCCUUGCCUACCAGUAUUGCCGUUCGCUCGGACUGCAGCUUGCCUCGUUCGAGACAAAGGAGAAGGUAGAAUCGAUGACCGAGUACCUGCAGAAUGCCGGCUACGGCAAGUACAACUUCUGGACGUCCGGUAACCGGCUCGGUACGGGUAUGUUCCUGUGGAUGAGCACCGGUCUGCCGUUCAACGCCACGUUCGACUACUUCGAAAAGUCACCGGAAACCGUCGGUAUGGAUCCGCUCGACAAUAACAGCAACACCUCACCCCAGCGUACCGCACGCGAUAGCAGCAGCGGAUUGCAGAAGGGAUGCGUGCACCUGAAGGCACCAAGCCUACGGUGGGCACCGGAAGACUGUUCGGCCGUGAAAGAUUUCAUCUGCGAGCAAACGCGAUGCUACUACUACAACUACGGUAGCAUUCCGGUUUCGUCCGCACAGGGCCGUCCGAUUCAAACGUCCACUAGUACUUCGCUCUAUACUACGCUUGCUGCCACAACGACAACAACGACUACCUCCACCACGACGGAACCCUCGACGACUUCUGCUGAGGCACGCCAGUUUGUGUCCGUCUCCACCGUGUCCACGGUUGGGCCGCAGCUGAAUGCGGAGCAUACCUCACCAUUAGCUUCACUGUUGAACGGUGACAUCUUGGAGCAGGAUCGUACCGCACGUCCAUCAACUCCACAGCAUGCGAACACAGCCGAAGAGGAACACGACGAGGAGAUGGAGCAUGAUCAGGAAGAGGACGAUCAGCAGCUGCACGGUGACGAGCUGGAAGAGGAAGAUGACGAGUUGAAUGUGGUCGGACGUAGCAGUCAAAGUGCGAAUGCUGUGGCGGAAGAUGAAGAGGAUGAGGAGCACGAACAGGAUGAGCAGGAGCAUGAUGAAAGCGAUGACGAAGAUGAACAGGCGGCCGACUUACACCACCAGCAAGCACUUGCGGCUGGUCAGGAUGCUGUCGUUUCUACCCUUCCCGAAGAUAUCCCCGUUGAGCAAAAGCUGAAACAAAUCACCAAGGAAAUUGAACAGCUGUCCGGAGGUGCGGGUGAUCGCGAAUUACGUUUGGACAGUCGUCAGAGCUUCCUGUCGCUGUCCGAUCUGAUCAAGAACAUUCGCCCAGCGGAAAAGGUGGUACCGCAGAUCGAUUCGUCCUACGCUAACACGAUGCGCGUGCUUGGUGAACCACUCAGUCGGAAAAGAUAAGCGAAGCGUGCGCAUUCGGGAAUAGGGACGAUAGGGAGAGAUACAUUGGAAGCGUUACUUUAUAAACAGUUUUUUUUAUAGAAAGAACUACAGGCGUCGCAUUUAAAAUCGUGCAUACCAUUCAUCCGUCCAACGUUUUUGGGAAGUGUUUUAUUUCGCUAGUUUCCGGUUAGUCUAUGUCGGUUCGGUUGUUCCAUACAUUCUGCAAAAUCGUUUUAACAUUUAUGAAGUACGAUUAAUGCGGUUCUCUCUGAGGACACCAACCCAAUCGAUAACCAUAUUAGAUAGAAGCUAGUAUUGUUGAAACAUUGGGACAUAACUUCUCGAGAGAACCCCCGUACGCUAAUGUUUUUUUUUUUCGCCGAGCAUCCGGGGGAAUUUAAUGUCAUCUAUCUUAUCAUUCGACCACAUCUCCAUUCCCUCAUCGUCAUCACCAUCAUCGCUAUGUCCAUCAUUACCUUCAUCAUGCUCAAAUGGUAUUCGCAAACGAAACUGGCAGUAAUCGUCCAAGCAGUAGGGACAUUUUCAGCUGAUCUCCCCCCUUUUCGGGCAUGCGGAUGAGUUUGGCAAACCAUUUUAAAAUGAGCUUUUGAUUAACUUUACCGAUGGAAAUGGAAGAAUGGUCCACCGGGUAUUAAUUAAAAUGUCGUUUCCACUUGAUUCGUUUCGUAACAAUUCUUACCAUCCUUUUGAGCAGAUGCCGGUGCCAAGCCGGUACCGAAAUAGUUUCCAACCCGACCGGUAUUCAUUACCCAUCCCCACGAGCCCUCCGCCAAAACAUACAAAAUACGAGUGACGGAAUAAGGUUAGGCAUUAAGCAUGUAACAGAAUACGAACGGUAGCGUAAGUGUACUAGAAUUCUUGUGAUUUAAACUGAACACGAAGGAGAGAGAUCAUUGUAAGACAAGACAAAAGGGACAGGAACUGUAGCCGUCCAGACCGGGCAAUGCGUUUCCUCGGACAGACACACGUGCACACAGAGGAUGAAAGAGUAUGAGAAUGAAUAAACGAUAAGAUUUGUACAAAAAUCUCAUGAUGUCUUAACU
This is a messenger RNA of Anopheles funestus (African malaria mosquito), 2724 nucleotides long. It is a transcript of the gene nw, whose product is annotated as C-type lectin 37Da. The record is from RefSeq and is a predicted model, not a curated record. Gene Ontology annotation, cellular component: external side of plasma membrane. Lineage: Eukaryota; Metazoa; Arthropoda; Insecta; Diptera; Culicidae. Gene Ontology annotation, biological process: biological process involved in interspecies interaction between organisms. The transcript has 4 exons. Gene Ontology annotation, molecular function: carbohydrate binding. The coding region runs from base 347 to 1678 and encodes 443 amino acids.